Caenorhabditis remanei is the source of this 1359-nucleotide messenger RNA. RefSeq lists its product as uncharacterized. Gene Ontology annotation, molecular function: RNA binding. NCBI's taxonomy places the organism in Eukaryota, Metazoa, Nematoda, Chromadorea, Rhabditida, Rhabditidae. The transcript has 5 exons. The record is from RefSeq and is a predicted model, not a curated record. Bases 1 to 1359 code for a protein of 452 amino acids.
AUGUCGCCGCCGCAACGGUAUCAAAAGGAUCAAUAUCAGAAUUCACAACAUCAGAACUCCUCUUCACAACCUUCCCAGCCUAUGGUUCAUUAUCCUCCAACACCAUCAUCUCAUCCAACCACUCCGGUCCCCCUCUAUCCGACUGGAGCAGCCGCAAUCAUACCGGCUCCACCGACUUAUGAACUGAUUCCCAACCGGAUUUUUGUUGGUGGAUUCCCAGUUAACACAACCGAAUCUGACCUGCGUGAGCAUUUUGAGAAGUUUUUCCCAGUGAAAGAUGUGAAAAUGGUCAAGUCCCUCGAUGGAGUAUCCAAAGGCUAUGGAUUUAUCACAUUCGAAACGGAAGAUCAAGCUGAAGAGAUCCGCCAACUCAAUCCAAAACAGCUAGAGUUUCGCAGCCGUAAGCUCAACUUGGGUCCUGCUAUUCGUAAAAUGAAUGCCAAUGCGUUUCCUCCUGGUUACGCUAUGGUUCCAGCCUCUCCAGGUUCAUUCGGCUAUGCGAUACCCGCUUCUCCAGGUCCAUAUGGUGGUUAUCCCUUUUCUACAGCACCAUCUGUAUUUGUCUAUCCGCCUGUACCAAAUCAUGAACAGAAUGGACAGUCAGAACAGCAACAACAAACAACGCCGCAACUCAGUCCAACCGGUAUCCAACAGCAGCAGUCUCCCCAAGUAUUUUUUGAAAAUGAGCAAGAGUCUAUCAGAACUUAUGCAAGCGCCGUUGCUGGAAUCGAUAAAAUGGAACAGUUGUCUGAGGAUAGACCGGUAUCUUCUCCACAACCACCAAGUCUAUUAAACGGUUCAUAUUCGAAUGGACAACAACAUUGGAAUAAUAGCGAACAACAACAGCAGUCGAACGACUCAAAUCACAGCUCACCGUACAACAAGGAGAAUUAUUCUCAAGGAUAUCAGUCACCACCAUACCAGCCGUUUACCCAAACUGGGCUUUACUUGAAUAGUCAAGGAAUUUUCCAACCCAGCUAUGGUUUCAUGACUCCACCCCCCGGAGUACACUAUGCACCAAUGAUGCAUCCACCAUAUUGGCAGCAACAGCAGCAAUACCCGAACAAUGGGUUUACUGGCUAUGGCUACAACAAUUGGGUUGGUCCUGCUGGAGAUGGAUCGCAAGCUUUGCAACAUCAAUCUCAUUUUUAUCAAGGGUAUCCUUCACAAUAUCCACAGCAAAACGGAAAAGAUGAGAACUCGCUUUCGCGUCCACUACAAGCUCCACGGCCAGGAAAGAAGAUUAGAAAACCAUCGGAGUCUAAUGAGAAGAAGAAGAAUUCGAGAUACUCGGGACACAUCUCUCCCCUUUCUGCUUCUCUCCAAUCGCUAGCCAUUUCUUCGCCUACUAAAAAUUAG